Penicillium chermesinum is the source of this 909-nucleotide messenger RNA. RefSeq names its product tyrosine-protein phosphatase. Gene Ontology annotation, biological process: dephosphorylation. The transcript has 5 exons. The record is from RefSeq and is a predicted model, not a curated record. Lineage: Eukaryota; Fungi; Ascomycota; Eurotiomycetes; Eurotiales; Aspergillaceae. Bases 1 to 909 code for a protein of 302 amino acids. Gene Ontology annotation, molecular function: phosphoprotein phosphatase activity.
AUGGCCCGCUCGUCCAGCGUAGACCUGGACUCGCCAGAUCGCCCCUUCGACAACAUCAUCAACUUCCGGGAUGUCGGCCGCACCAUCAACCACUUCUGUGGUGCGCAAAUCGUAAAAGAAGGCGUGCUCUUCCGUAGCGCAAGGCCAGAUGAUGCCUCGGAGCGCGAUACUCGCCGGCUCGCAGAGGAGCUGCAUAUAGCCUCGGUGAUCGAUCUUCGGUCUUCAACGGAGCACCAGAUGGCCACGCGCAAACGCUGCGCUGAGAAAGCCGAGUCCGCCACCGGACCCCCAUCCGGCCGCCCAGACGAGCACCUGCUGCGUAUCCCAGAUGCCCAACUGCAUCGUAUCAGUUUGACCGGCAAGAGCUUCGAACAUGCGCUGCUGUGGAGAUUGGACUGGUCUAAUUACUUAAAAGCUAUCGCGUUCGCCGCGACGGGCUACCGCAAUGACGCCGUCAAGCUCGUAGGCCAGCAAGUGAUGCAGCCGCGUGGGUUGACGGGCCUGGCUCAAGACACGCUGGAUGCGAGCACCUCCGAGCUGCGGUCUGUCUUUGAGUUGCUUUCGCGGAAGGCGUCGUAUCCCGUUCUGGUGCACUGCACUCAAGGGAAGGAUCGCACGGGGCUGGUCGUCCUGAUGCUGCUGCUUCUAGCGGGUGAGAAGAUCCCAACGCCCGCGAUCGUUGACGACUACUCGCGGUCGGAGCUGGAGCUGGUCCCGGAGUUUGAAGAGCGCAUGAAGGAGAUCCGGGACCUGGGGCUUGGAGAGGAAUAUACGCGCUGCCCGCCAGGGUUCGUGGAUGCGACUACGGAAUAUCUGCAGAGCAGAUACGGUGGGGUGCAGAAUUAUCUGAGUGGGAUCGGGAUUAAUGCGGACGUGCAAGACAAUAUUCGACAGAUGCUUUUUGGUUGA